Phaethon lepturus (White-tailed tropicbird) is the source of this 912-nucleotide messenger RNA. RefSeq names its product CD38 molecule (gene CD38). The record is from RefSeq and is a predicted model, not a curated record. Gene Ontology annotation, molecular function: phosphorus-oxygen lyase activity; NAD+ nucleosidase activity. Bases 1 to 912 code for a protein of 303 amino acids. Gene Ontology annotation, cellular component: plasma membrane. Gene Ontology annotation, biological process: positive regulation of B cell proliferation. Lineage: Eukaryota; Metazoa; Chordata; Aves; Phaethontiformes; Phaethontidae. The transcript is spliced from 8 exons.
AUGCCUUUCCGGCAGGGCUCUGCCCGGGCGCGGCAGCGCACCGUCCUUCUGGUGGGCAUGGUGGUCCUGCUGACCGCCCUCGUCCUCGCCGUCGUGCUGGCCUCUGUCCUGACUCCGGGAAAGCAGGAGGUCAGUCCGAAAAUGCUGAAGUGGAAGGACAGAGGGACCACUAAGAACCUGCAAGAAGUCAUCCUGGGAAGAUGCUACAACUAUGUCACGGCGCGGUACCCUGAGCUGCGAGAUAAGGAUUGCCUAAAAAUAUGGGAAUCGUUAAAACAUGCAUUCAUUUACAAGAAUCCCUGUAAUAUUACAUCAGAAGAUUAUCAGCCCCUAAUGGAGUUAGCGAGUCAUCCUAUACCCUGUAACAAGUCACUGUUUUGGAGCAAGACAAAUGACCUCGCUCAUCGUUAUACAAAAUCCAAUCAAAAUUUCCUUACCUUGGAGGACACCUUGUUGGGUUAUAUGGCUGAUAGAGUUUCAUGGUGUGGAGACCCCUCUGCUCCAGGAAUCAACUAUGAAUCUUGUCCAAAACGAAGUGAAUGUGAGAGCAACCCUAGCUCUGUAUUCUGGAAGAUGGCAUCCAAGAUGUUUGCAGAAGCAGCAUGUGGUGUGGUUCAAGUGAUGCUCAACGGAUCAGUAGAAGCUGGAGCUUUCAGAAGCAGCAGCAUUUUUGGAAGCAUUGAGAUCUUUAACCUAAAUCCAGAUAAAGUCUCUGCAGUACACAUUUGGCUUAUGCAUGACAUCGGUGGACCUCAAAGUGAAUCCUGCUCGGGUCAUUCCAUAAAGAGGUUAAAAAGCAUCCUAGAAGAGCGAAACUUUAAGAUCACCUGUGAAGACAAUUACAGGCCAGUUCAGCUCCUUCAGUGUGUGCAGAGCCCUGACCACACAGACUGCAGACUCUGCACUCCGUGA